Uncinocarpus reesii 1704 is the source of this 2562-nucleotide messenger RNA. RefSeq lists its product as uncharacterized. Lineage: Eukaryota; Fungi; Ascomycota; Eurotiomycetes; Onygenales; Onygenaceae. The coding region runs from base 1 to 2562 and encodes 853 amino acids. The record is from RefSeq and is a predicted model, not a curated record. Gene Ontology annotation, cellular component: Golgi apparatus; endoplasmic reticulum. The transcript has 3 exons.
AUGUCACAAUUUCCGAAAUCCUCGAAAUGGUCGGUAGGCUCUUUUCUACAGCAGGCAGUUGCCGGAGUCGAAUCGCGAUUGGAUACCAUACUAGCCGAAAAUGACGAAGAGACGCCUCCAAGAAACGAGGAUAACACGGGGAGUCCAGCUGAGCAGCCCGCUCCCGGGAUUGGAAAGUCAUCCGCAAAACCCACCCCGGUUGGUAUUUCGAGAAGCUCUUCUUCGUCCCGAACGAAUGACCGCCUGCAAGAAAGGCUGGCCCGUGCUAUGGUAAAACAAGGGGGCUCAUCUACAAAUGUAGCCGGCACUUCCUCGCCCACUGGCAUAAUAUCCCGAACCCCAAGCCCUCUUCCUGUGACAGAGAGCCGCACGAGUGUGGAUAGUACAGCAGGGAAGUCUGAUAUCUCUAUGAAAACCGAUGCACCAUCGGAUUCAGUAACCUUUACCCCUAGCACGCCUGCACAACGAACGUCACAGGAGAUACUUGAACGGCUAAGGGAAACAGCUGGGUCAGAGUCAAGGCAAUCCACGAGCUCAGACGCAACAACAUUGUCAAACCCAAUUACAGAUGAAUUUCAUAAUGGUCCUAUCCCCGCGAUCGGUGUCGUCGCCCCGCCCAGAGAUGAAGGUAAUGAGACCGUUGACACGGCCGUGUCACAAUUACAAGCCGAACAUAGUGCUGCUGAAGCACAAUGGCAGCAAGAAAUGCAUACUUAUAUCGAGAAAAUUGAUGCUUUGCAGGCCAAGUUAAAGUAUUUAGCAAAAGAAGCAGCAGAGUCGGCCAAGAAUGCGGCUGCAUCUGCGGCCCCUGGAAGCAUAGAAAAAAAGCUAUCCGAGAAAGAUGAGCGUAUCGCCGCUUUGAUGGAAGAAGGUCAAAAAUUGUCCAAGACAGAGUUAGAGCACCGCGCGACUAUCAAGAAACUUCGGCAAUAUAUUUCAGAAAGUACGAAAUCACAGGCAGAUACCAAAAGGCGCAUGGAGAAAAUGGAAAAGGACCUUUCAAAUGCAGAGAACAAAGCCCAGCUAUUCGAACAAGCAGAAAAACGCGCAUUGUCCAAGUUGAAUUCUCAGUCGAAAGCUGAGAAAGAUCUGGAAUCUGCAAACGCAGAACGAAGUGUUCUCAAUGCAAAAAUAGCAAAUUUAAAUCUUCAGCUAAGCAAAGCAGUUGCCAGAGCCGAGACUGCUGAACGAAAGAUAAAAUCAGAGUCGUCAGAAGCCGAAAGUCGCCGAGUGGCUGAACUUAAGGACGACCUUUCCAGUGCAAAGAUCGAGCGUGAAAUAAGCGAGGAAAAGUUGCGAAGGGAGAUUCGAGAUUUGAAGGAAAGUCUAGAAAGGGAAAAAGAGCGUGGGCGAGUGCAAGAAAUGGAACUUCGGGGAGAAAUAUCUGUCAUUGAAGGCAAAAUGGAAACGCUUCGGGCUAGAGCUGAGGAAGCAUCCUCAAACGCUACAGGAGAUGCGCAAGCGAAGCUCCUAAGGCAAAUUGAGCGACUGCAAACACAAUACGCGGUUGCACGAGAAAAUUGGAAUGGCAUCGAAAGUUCGCUGAUGUCUCGAUUGGCCAACGUCGAAAAAGAACGGGAUGAGAUUGCACGCAAGGAAGGCGACUUGCGACGAAAGGUCCGGGAAGCAAACUUGAAAUCGAAGCGCAUUGAGGGCGAAGCUGAGAACUCUCGUGAAAUUGUUCGAGAGAUGGAAAGAGAUUUGGAAGAAACGAGGCAAGAACUAAAUAAAUUAGCACAGAAACUUGCAAAAGCGGAAAACGAUCUUCUCGAAGCGAAACAAGAAUUUAUCACCCAGAAAGAGCUCCAGGAAGCCACCUGGGCUCAAAGGCUCGAGGAAGAAAAGUCGAAAUGGCACGAGCAGUUACAGGUGUCGCCUUCAUACCUUCACCCACACAGCGAGUCGCCAAUCGCCUUGUCCCGGAGAUCCGAUACUCUUGGAACCUUCCCCGACAGGCCUUCAAGCCGUCGAUCUCCAGUCUUAACCCUUUUCCCACAUGGGCAGAACACGCCACCUCGACAAAACUCAUAUUCUUCACUGAAUUCGAAUACUGGCCUUCGACACGGGUCCCACGAUACUUCGUCGACCUCCUUGGAGAUAUCUUCAACACAAGUGCUCGAGCCGGAAGAGUACUUUGCUGGACCGAUGAGCCCUCCAACUCCAUCAGCCCCGGGAACUCACCAUUCUAGGGGAAUCAACGAUAUCGUCUCCGUUUCCACCGUUGCUGCCGGUCCCUCGGUACAGCUUGUUGAAAGAAUGAGUGCUACAGUCCGUCGACUGGAAAGUGAACGAGCCGCGUCCAGAGAUGAGUUGGUUUGUAUCACUUCCCAAAGGGACGAAGCGCGGCAAGAAGUUGUCGAGUUGAUGAAAGAAGUAGAGGAUAAAAGAGCGUGCGAUAAGCGAAUACAAGAAUUGGAAGCAGCCGUUCAGAGUUUGGACGAGAGAUACCAAACCACGCUAGAGAUGCUUGGUGAAAAAAGCGAACUGGUCGAGGAACAGAAGGCAGAUAUUGAAGAUUUAAAGAAAAUCUAUCGGGAGCUUGUGGAGAGUACAAUGAAGUGA